Molecule: messenger RNA, 1160 nt
Organism: Cajanus cajan (pigeon pea)
Lineage: Eukaryota; Viridiplantae; Streptophyta; Magnoliopsida; Fabales; Fabaceae
Gene: GLTP2
Product: glycolipid transfer protein 2
Biological process (GO): intermembrane lipid transfer; ceramide transport
Cellular component (GO): cytosol; cytoplasm; membrane
Molecular function (GO): ceramide 1-phosphate transfer activity; ceramide 1-phosphate binding
Source: RefSeq, a predicted model, not a curated record
AAAUAAAAAGGAGUCGAGGCCAAACUAGCUGUUUUACCAGAUGAAUAGAACAAUUAAAUAAUUGGCACGGUGGGUAAAGCAAGAUUCACUCCUUGGUUCAACCACUUGAUCAAAGUUUUGAAACUUCUCUUACUCUCUCUUUCUCUCUAUCUGGGAGCAACUAUAAUAUAUAAUCAUCGAUUAAUUACAGUUGGAAGUUCUAGGCUCAAGCUAGCUAGAAUUAUUUAUAAAGAAACCAAGUUGGGUAUUGGAAGCUAUAUAUAUGUGUGUGUGUAUAAGAGAAGUAGAAGAGGGAGAGGGAAGGUAACAAGGGAAUGAAGAGGAGCAGAGAGAUGAAAAAGAGCUCAGAGAUAAACUCUGCCAUUGAAGAAUUGUCUAUGCUUGCUGUAGUCAAACCUGGAGGAAAUCAUGAGAUUGCACACAUACCCACAAGGCCGUUCCUAUCUCUAUGUUACUUUAUUCUACAAGUUCUUGAUAAGAUAGGCCCAACGAUGGCUGUUUUGAGACAAGACGUUCACCAGAAUAUUAAGAGGUUGGAACUGAUGCACGAAAUGGAUCCCUCAAUGAAUUCAAAUUUGGUUGAAAUAUUGAAAUCAGAAGCUAGUAAAGGCAAGGCAAGGAAGAGGUCUAGUUGCAGUAAAGCCUUUCUUUGGCUCACUAGAUCCCUGGAUUUCUCCUCAGCAUUGUUAGAAACUCUAGAAAAUGACCCUAAAAAGAAUAUGGAGCAAAUAGUUCAAGAGGCUUAUGAUGCAACCUUGUCACCAUGGCAUGGAUGGAUUUCAUCGGCAGCUUUCAGAGUGGCUGUAAAACUGGUGCCAGAUAGUAAAACUUUCAUGGAUCUCCUCAUGGAAAAAGAUGAAAACUGUGACACCCUCAAGGAGAAAAUGCAGAUCUUGGUUUCUUUGCUUGUGCCUUUUCUUGAGGAUGUUCAUAGUAUUUUUAAAGUGUAUAACUUGGACAGGAUUAAGUCAACCUGAAGAUAGAAGAACUAAUGUACAGCUAUAUGUAGUGUAUAUUUUGGGUUCAUCCCUACUGUUUUCAUGUAAAUGGCUUGUAUAGUAAAAUUUGCAUCAACACAACUCUGUAGUCUUUAGUUACAAGUUUGCUUUCGGCUGGUCAAUAUAGAUUUUAUACAACAAAUUUGUAUAACUUGAAUUCAA